This is a messenger RNA of Kazachstania africana CBS 2517, 1392 nucleotides long. It is a transcript of the gene ATG4, whose product is annotated as cysteine protease ATG4. The record is from RefSeq and is a predicted model, not a curated record. Gene Ontology annotation, molecular function: protein-phosphatidylethanolamide deconjugating activity. Lineage: Eukaryota; Fungi; Ascomycota; Saccharomycetes; Saccharomycetales; Saccharomycetaceae. The transcript has a single exon. Bases 1 to 1392 code for a protein of 463 amino acids.
AUGGAACUUAUACAAAAACUUUCGAGUCACAAAAAUGAGACAGGAAGUGCAGAUCAAGAAGAAUAUCCUUAUGUUGUUUUAGGACGCCAUUAUCCACCACAAAGUGAUUCGGCCAACAAUAUUGAUGACAACAGUUUUUUCAAAACUUUCUUUAAUAGGAAUAGCAAUUUAAAUCAAGAUUUUUUGUCUGACGUUAACUCAAGACUAGCAUUUACUUAUAGAACAAAAUUUCAACCAAUAUUAAGGUCAUCUGAGGGACCUUCACCUUUGAACUUUCGCAUGAUCUUCAGAGAUAAUCCAAUCAACACGUUAGAAAAUGUAAUAAAUAAUCCUGAUUGUUUUAAUACAGAUAUAGGCUGGGGCUGCAUGAUACGAACUGGUCAAUCUCUGUUGGGAAACGCUUUACAACUUGCCAAAUUAGGAAGGCAUUUUCGACUUGAUAACAAAAUGGGUAUCAAAGACGAUGAAAUCAUUAGUUGGUUCAGAGAUACCACACAAGAACCAUUUUCGAUACAUAAGUUUGUUGAAAAAGGCAAUAAGUUAGCGAAUAAGAAACCCGGAGAAUGGUUUGGACCAGCAGCUACAUCAAUCAGUAUACAGAGCUUAAUUGAAGAGUUUCCAGAAUGUGGAAUAGAUAAGUGUCUGGUGUCGGUUUCAUCCGGCGAUAUAUUCGAAGAUGACGUACGGGAGAUAUUUGAGGAAAACAUGGAUAGCAAAAUUUUAUUUUUAAUGGGUGUAAAAUUGGGACUUGACGCUGUAAACUCAUUCUAUUGGGAAGAUAUAUUAAAUAUCUUAGAUUCGAAAUUUUCUGUUGGGAUUGCUGGAGGUAGGCCGUCCUCCUCAUUAUAUUUUUUUGGGCAUCAAGGCAAUGAGUUACUUUAUUUUGAUCCACAUAGACCUCAGCCUUCAUUGGUAGAUCCGUCAGUAUAUGAAACAUGUCAUACAACAAAUUUUGGUAAACUAGACAUUAAGGAUAUGGAUCCGUCGAUGUUGAUUGGAAUUUUAAUAUCGGGAGAACAAGAAUGGGAAACUUGGAAAUCUUUAGUUAAUACUUCUCAAAUUAUAAACAUAUCAGAAAAACGUUUGGAUGAAAUUUCUAAUUUUGGUGAUUUUGAUGUGGAUAGUAUGGCGUCUUCUUCCAAUUCAUUUGAAGUUAAAUCAGUCAAUCCGCUCGAUAGCGACUACGUUGAUCUAGGAAGCAUAUUGUACGGACAUGAAACGUAUCCAAGAACAAGUCUAAGUGAGUAUCAGAAUGUGCAAUGUAAAAAACAGAAAAUCAUAGUUUUAGAGAGCAGGACCAUGAAUUCAUGCGACUUAGAUGUUGAAAUUGAACCCGUACUCGUAGAACAGGAUACUGUCGGAAUUGAAACCUCGGAAAAUAUGGCACCGUGA